Thyridium curvatum is the source of this 1929-nucleotide messenger RNA. RefSeq lists its product as uncharacterized. Gene Ontology annotation, biological process: transmembrane transport. The record is from RefSeq and is a predicted model, not a curated record. Lineage: Eukaryota; Fungi; Ascomycota; Sordariomycetes; Thyridiales; Thyridiaceae. Gene Ontology annotation, molecular function: transmembrane transporter activity. The transcript has 9 exons. Bases 1 to 1929 code for a protein of 642 amino acids.
AUGCCCAAGACAAGCUUCUUUUCACGUACGGCCGAUAUGAACCCCUCUUCCGGGGUCUCUGAGGCUCCAGAAGACAUAGCUCCAGAAGCCAUAGGUGGUCACUCAAUUGCUGACCUACCGCCCGGCUACUUCAGAAGUUUGCCAUUCCUCGCCACUUUCGUGUCCGUAUCGCUGGCGUACGUGGCUUGUCUACUCCUCUAUGUGAUGAUGGCUACCACUGUCCCUAUCAUUGCUCAAGUUUUUGGUAAGACACCUGAUGGCAUUGCGGUUGGUGCCAAAGAUCACUUUCAAGAUCCCCCUCCUUUUUCCGUCAACGGGACAAGAACUAAUGCUCUAUACCGGACAUUAGGCCCCAGUUCGUCGGCCAUCUGGGUUCUGCUCAAUAUUGUUCUUGGACAGACGGUUGUCUUCACUUUGAACGGCCGACUGUCUGAUAUUUUCGGACGCAGAUAUUUCUUCAUCGGUGGAGCUGCCCUUGGCGUCAUCGGUUUUGUAAUCAGCGGCAGUGCUCAUAAUCUGUCGACCAUUAUUGGAGGUAACUUCGUCAUCGGUGUCGCGCAGGGAAUCAUGCAGACUGAGGGAAUUUUGUUUGGAGAGAUGAUUCCGAACGAGUAUCGCUACACAGUCUUGUCUGCUGUAUUCGCCUUGUUCGCCCCGCUCAUUGCUGUUGGGCCAGGAAUUGCCAGAGUUAUGGUCGUCAAUGUCUCGUGGCGAUGGGUCUACUACCUGGGCGCUAUCAUUUCUGGCUGCAGCGGCCUCCUUCAGCUCUUUUUUUACUUCCCGCCAACUUUCCAUCAGUUGCAUACGCGGACCAGCAAGCGCCAGGCCAUUCUAUACUUCGAUUAUGGCGGAGCAGUUAUUUUCUCUGGCAGCUUGGUAUCAUUUGUCUUGGGCAUGUCCUGGGCAGGACAGAAAUACGAAUGGAAAUCCGCUGCAGUGAUUGCCCCAAUAGUUCUGGGAGCUCUAGGCAUGGUUGCCUUUGGGUUCUGGGAGCAUUUCGUCCCCGUCAGAGAGCCACUUGUGACAAUGCGCCUUUUCAAAAAUCGCAACUUUGUUGCGCUUUCUAUGGUCUCUGGAGUUGGAGCUAUGAUCUUCUACGCAAUGAAUCUGACAUACCCACAACAAAUCGCCGCAGUCUGGGGAGAAAGCACCGAAGCCUCUGGCUGGUUGUCGUGCACUAUCAUCGGUGGUGUAAUGUUGGGCCAAUUCAUGUCGUUGGGGGUUAAGUAUGUCUCGCGCUGGAUCCCCAUGAAAUGGAUAUUGGUAGCCACUUGUGUCAUCUUUACUACCUUCAUCGGUGGCAUGGCAAAGGUAACAGUCGACCACAAGGCAAGGGCAAUCAUAUUCAGUAUCAUUUCCAGUACAAUGGUCGGUGUAAUGGAAGUCAUCACCAUGGCCGGAGCUCCAUUGAUGAUCGAUCCUCAAGACAUGGGCCUCGCCAACGGUAUCGAAUUUACCAUGCGAGGUAUUCUUUCCUGCAUUUCAACUUCGGUGUAUUCGGCGAUUCUCUCUAGCAAGAUAAAGCACUAUUUUGCCACAGAAGUAGCCCCGGCAGCUUUGAAAGCUGGCCUGUCUGUGGAGGUCGUUCCAACCUUUUUGCAAUACCUUGCUGCUGGCAAUAAGCAGGGCCUCAUCAGUCUGCCUGGGGUAACCCCAGAAAUUCUGCAGACUGUCUUUGCGGCCGCAACUUCUGCUUACGCCAAGUCGUAUCAGCUGAUUUAUCUUGUCAGCCUGGCUUUCGGAGGCACGACCAUUAUUUUCGCUCUGCUGGUUGAUGGCAAGGCUUUGGAUGCUAAAAUGACGAGCGAUAUUGCUCGCAAGUUGCAGAGCGGGUCAGUUCUUCAAGGUGUCCGUGAACAGUCGAACCAUGAGUCGAAUAAUGAGUCGAACCGCGAGUCGACCCACGAGGCAAACGCCGAGAAGGUGUAA